This is a messenger RNA of Thamnophis elegans (Western terrestrial garter snake), 1617 nucleotides long. RefSeq names its product solute carrier family 2, facilitated glucose transporter member 5-like. Gene Ontology annotation, biological process: monosaccharide transmembrane transport. Gene Ontology annotation, cellular component: membrane. NCBI's taxonomy places the organism in Eukaryota, Metazoa, Chordata, Lepidosauria, Squamata, Natricidae. Gene Ontology annotation, molecular function: hexose transmembrane transporter activity. The record is from RefSeq and is a predicted model, not a curated record.
AUGGGCUAUAUUUGCACCCAGAUCCGGUCCCCCAGUGUGCUGGUCGCCGAGUAUUUCCUCCAGACGUGCCGGUCGACGGCUUUCGUGAUCGCCGGAAGCGUCCACUGGAUGUGCAAAUUCCUCAUUGUUGUAACGUAUCUCCACCUACAAAGGGAACUGUCCUGUCCUGAGUUUCGAAUCCUCCUUCCCCAGAGCUAUGGAUCUAUGAUCCGGAAAAGGCAAAGAGAUCAGCCCAAGGAACUGACCAGGCCUCUGAUCACGAUGACCAUAAUCUUAACCUUAGGCUCCUCUUUCCAAUAUGGUUACAACUUCUGGGUGGUCAACCACCCCGCGGCGCUUCUGCAUGACUUCUACAACAACUCCAUGAGGAUGAAGAAGAAGGAGCAAGGCCAGGCCAACCCGCUGAAUUUCCUGUAUACUUUAACCAAUUUGAUCUACACGAUGGGAGGCCUCACUGGGUCGCUUGUGGUUUGCCCCAUGGCUGAUACCUGCGGCAGGAAGGGGACCCUACUGAUCGCAAACAUCUUAGCUUUCGUUUCUGCCAUUUUUAUGGGUUUUUCAACUAUCGUCCACACUUACGAAUACACCAUAUUUGCACGCCUGCUCAGCGGGGUCUGCUCAGGGAUCAUCUCCUGUGCCGUACCAUUUGUACCUUGCUGAAAUUGCUCCCCGAGAAAAAUAAGAGGGGGCAUCAUGACGAUGGCGAUGGUUGCUGUCACUGUCGGGAUCAUGUUCUCGCAGAUCCUUGGCCUUCAAGACUUCCUAGGUACCAAGGAAAAAUGGGCCAUAUUGCUAAGUUUACUGGGAUUCUUGCGGUGUUUCCAGCUCUUCCUCCUACCCAAGUUCCCCGAAAGUCCCCGCUUUCUAUUGAUUCAGAGGAAGAACGAGGAGAAAGCAAGACAAGUCUUGAGGGUCCUACGAGCCAAGGAAGAUGUUCAGGAAGAGAUAGAAGAACUCCAUCAAGAAGAUAUAGCUGAGAUGGACGAAAAGGAAUUGAGCGUGUUGAACCGGCUUACCUACAAAGGUUUACGGAAGCAAAUGGUUUCUGUUAUUCUCCUGAUGGCCGGUCAACAAUUCACAGGAGUUAAAUGCUGUAAGAUCCAGGUCUAUAUCGUCGACAGUUUGGGCCGAAGAAUCUUAAUUCUGGUGGGCUUUGGCAUCUGUAGCACCUUAUGUGUCCUGUUGACCAUAUCUCAGGAACUUCAGGUACACAAGGGAAACUUGAUAACCACCUUCCUUGGGGGGGGGGUCAUGCUCAUCUUCCUCAUCGGACACGUUUUAGGUCCAGGUCCAUUACCAAAUGUGAUCAUAGCUGAACUGUUCCUUCAAUCAUCCAGGGCGACAGGAGUCGGCCUGGGGUCUUUUGUCCAUUGGCUUCUAAAUUUUGUAACUGGGGUUAUGGUCCUUCAUGUUGAGGGGAAGAUUGGAUCCUACAGCUUUCUCCUCUGGCCUCUUUGCAUUGCCAGCUUCGUGUUUAUCUUCAGGAACAUCCCGGAGACCAAGCAGAACUUCCUGCAGAUCCGGAACCUUCUGGCUGCACAGGCCAUCGAAAGAAUUAACGUCCAGGGCUCCCGACGCCGAUCAAAUCCGUUCAAAGGCUGGAUACGGGAGGCGUAA